This is a messenger RNA of Kwoniella shivajii, 408 nucleotides long. RefSeq lists its product as uncharacterized. Lineage: Eukaryota; Fungi; Basidiomycota; Tremellomycetes; Tremellales; Cryptococcaceae. The record is from RefSeq and is a predicted model, not a curated record. Gene Ontology annotation, cellular component: ribosome. The coding region runs from base 1 to 408 and encodes 135 amino acids. Gene Ontology annotation, biological process: translation. The transcript has 4 exons. Gene Ontology annotation, molecular function: structural constituent of ribosome.
AUGGAUCCCCAAGGCCCCGUUACCAUUCGAACUACCCAAUUCAUCACCAACCGACUCCUCAACAGACGUCAAUUCGUAGUCACAGUAUUCCACCCUACUCGAGCUAACGUCUCUCGAUCUGAACUCGGUGAAAAACUCGCCGGUCUCUACAAGACUGAAGCCGCCAGAGUCACCGUAUUCGGUCUCAAAACUAAAUUCGGUGGUGGUGUCUCAACUGGUUUCGGUUUAAUCUACGAUGACGAAGAAUCUCAAAAGAAAUUCGAACCCAAACACAGACUUGUAAGAUCCGGUCUCGCCGACAAGAUCGUCAAGGCUUCCAGAAAACUCCGAAAGGAGAGAAAGAACCGAUCCAAGAAGGUUCGAGGAAAGGCUAAGACUAAGGCUGCUGAACCCGCCAAGAAGAAGUAA